Messenger RNA from Raphanus sativus (radish), 661 nucleotides. Its product is annotated as glutaredoxin-C3. The record is from RefSeq and is a predicted model, not a curated record. Gene Ontology annotation, cellular component: cytoplasm. Gene Ontology annotation, biological process: cellular response to oxidative stress. Lineage: Eukaryota; Viridiplantae; Streptophyta; Magnoliopsida; Brassicales; Brassicaceae. Bases 43 to 456 code for a protein of 137 amino acids. Gene Ontology annotation, molecular function: glutathione disulfide oxidoreductase activity. The transcript is spliced from 4 exons.
UUUUGUCGUUGUUGUUGUUGGUUGUGGUUGGUAAGGAAGGGAAUGGCGAUGGUUGGGCAGCGUCCUCGGCGUGUUGAAGUCACGGCGGCGUACAUGAUACUCGUAAUAAUAGUGGUGGUAGUCAGCGAUCUGUCAAACUGUGUGAGAGCCGAGAAGUCGGUGUCGGCAUUCGUGCAGAACGCCAUAUUGUCCAACAAGAUUGUCAUCUUCUCCAAGUCCUACUGCCCGUAUUGCUUGCGCUCGAAACGAAUUUUCAGCCAACUUAAGGAACAGCCUUUUGUUGUGGAGCUUGAUCUCAGAGAGGAUGGAGAUCAAAUACAGUACGAGCUUCUGGAGUUUGUUGGUCGCCGUACUGUCCCGCAAGUUUUUGUAAACGGCAAGCAUAUUGGUGGAUCUGAUGAUCUUGCAGAUGCUGUGGAGAAUGGUCAGUUGCAAAAGCUUCUUGCUGCUAGUUAGACUUUUUUUAAGAAGCUGGAAUGGAUUUGAUCAUGGAACCUUAUGUGUUUGUUAUUUAGGGGAAUCUUUGGUAGUAAACUGAAUCAAGGAAUUGCUCUUCACUGACUUUUAAUAGCUCCUUCCUUAUAUAAUAAAAAAGUUAUGAUGGUAUAAACUCUUUUUAUCUUGAUCUGUUAUUGUAUUGAUCUGCUGAUUGUUUGGCUUA